AUGGCCUUCCGCGCUCUGUCCUCCGUCCCCCGCGCCCUCGGCCAGCGCGCCGCCGCCGCCAGUCCGCGGCUCAUGUCGCGGCCGGUCUCGCAGCAGCAGCGGCUAUUCCACGCGUCGCGGCCGGCCGCCGUGGCGGUGGGCGACGCGCUGCCGAGCCUCGAGGUGCUGGUGGAGAACAGCCCGGGCAACAAGGUCAACCUGGCGGACGAGUUCGCGGGCGUCAAGCGCGGCGUCGUCGUCGGCGUGCCCGCCGCCUUCUCGGGCGCCUGCAGCCAGAAGCACGUCCCCAGCUACAUGCAGCACCCCCAGGUCGCCCAGAUCAUCGCCGAGGGCGGCCAGGUCGUCGUCGUCAGCGUCAAUGACGCCUUUGUCAUGAAGGCAUGGGGCGACCAGCUCGACCCGGUCCAGGAGUCCGGUAUCCGCUUCCUCGGCGACCCGGCCGGCGAGUUCACCAAGGCGCUGGACCUGGACUUUGACAGCACGGCCAUCUUCGGCAACCGCCGCGCCAAGCGCUACGCCCUCGUCAUCGAGGACGGCAAGGUCAAGUCGGUGCACGUCGAGCCGGACAACACGGGAACGGACGUCUCGAUGGCCGACAAGGUGCUUGGUUAA
Messenger RNA from Neoarthrinium moseri, 612 nucleotides. RefSeq lists its product as uncharacterized. Gene Ontology annotation, cellular component: cytoplasm; cytosol; mitochondrion. The transcript is spliced from 4 exons. Gene Ontology annotation, molecular function: thioredoxin peroxidase activity. The record is from RefSeq and is a predicted model, not a curated record. Gene Ontology annotation, biological process: hydrogen peroxide catabolic process; cell redox homeostasis; cellular response to oxidative stress. The coding region runs from base 1 to 612 and encodes 203 amino acids. Lineage: Eukaryota; Fungi; Ascomycota; Sordariomycetes; Amphisphaeriales; Apiosporaceae.